Molecule: messenger RNA, 474 nt
Organism: Schistocerca americana (American grasshopper)
Lineage: Eukaryota; Metazoa; Arthropoda; Insecta; Orthoptera; Acrididae
Product: wnt inhibitory factor 1-like
Exons: 3
Coding region: 1-474 (157 amino acids)
Biological process (GO): anatomical structure development
Cellular component (GO): cell surface; extracellular region
Molecular function (GO): signaling receptor binding
Source: RefSeq, a predicted model, not a curated record
AUGUGCAUCAGACUUGAAGUUGUAAACGUGGCACGGCUCCUGCGUGGGUACGGUGACGGUCACGGCAGAACAGCGUGCGGCUGCCUGAACGGUGGGCGGUGCCGCGGCGGCGGCCGGCGUCCUUGCAAGUGCUCGCCGGGAUACACGGGCCGGCGCUGCGAGCAACCCGUCUGCCGGCCGGCGUGCCUGCACGGGGGACUCUGCCACAGCCCAGGCUUCUGCCGCUGUCCCAGGGGUUUCCGUGGCGACCGCUGCCAGCACGCUUGGUGUCCCGCGGGCUGCGGGCCCGGCCGAUGCGUGCCGCCCGGUCGCUGCGAGUGCCCCCCGGGUAGGGCCGGGCCUCGCUGCUGGGACCUCCAGUGCGGCACCGGCGCCGACAGCGUCGUCUGCCGGAACGGCGGCCACUGCGGACCCGACGGCUCCUGCGUCUGUGCCGACGGCUGGACCGGACGCGGCUGCGCCACGCGUGAGUAG